UGUGUUCAAGGCAGGGGCGGGCCGGCGGGUCCAGGCCGUGGUGGUGAUUGGAGGAAAGGGGUUGGCGGGAACGGAAGGGACGUGCGCGAACGGAGUCAGCGGGCGGAAUGCCUGUGGAAAGCAAGAUGGCGGACAAAGAAAAGAAGAAGAAAGAGAGCAUCUUGGACCUUUCCAAGUACAUUGACAAAACCAUCCGUGUCAAAUUCCAAGGUGGUCGGGAAGCUAGCGGUGUCUUGAAGGGAUUUGACCCCCUUCUCAACCUCGUGUUGGAUGGUACCAUCGAGUACAUGAGAGAUCCAGAUGACCAAUACAAACUCACGGAGGACACCCGUCAGCUGGGACUGGUAGUCUGCCGAGGCACAUCUGUAGUUCUUAUUUGUCCUCAGGAUGGGAUGGAAGCCAUUCCAAACCCGUUUAUCCAGCAGCAGGACGGCUAGCCUCUUCUUGAACCCUUGGGAGGACUGCCAAAGCUAACUCCCUCGCCCCAAGCCUCCUUGGAAGGGGAAACAUUUGUAUUUUUUUCAUACAGAAGGACCUUGUUUGUGGUUUAUUAUUUUUUUUUAUUUUUGUUUUGGCACUGACUCCAAUUCACUCCAACUCACAAAAAAGUUCAUUUGGAAGGAGUUCAACUCCCACAUGAGGAAAUUACCUCUCUGGUUUCUUCAGGCCAGCAUCCAUCACUUCAGUAUUGACCGCAGUAACCUUCAUCAGCUGCACAGCAGGAGGAGACUAAAUAUAAUAUUUUAGCAGCAGAUGGUUGAGAUUUUUUUUCUUUUCUUUCCUGGGCCAAGAUGAGAGAUCCUAAGCUACUGCCGGUACCUCACGUUCAUUUAGGAACUGCCGGUGUCUGAGAAUUUCAUCCCUAGAACAGUGCAAGGACUAGGAGAAUGGAACCGAAGUCCUAUCCGCUUUCUUUGAGCUCCAGAUAAAAGGGCAGCGCUAAUGUUUGGAUCAUGUGUUCAAAUGAAUAGUUCCUUGGUGGAAUUUUUCAGGGCGUUCUGUUGUUAUUCCUGUUUGGAGGAGAAUUCCUGGAUUCUGAAAUAAAAGUUAAUUUCUGAACAUA
Molecule: messenger RNA, 1063 nt
Organism: Sphaerodactylus townsendi
Lineage: Eukaryota; Metazoa; Chordata; Lepidosauria; Squamata; Sphaerodactylidae
Gene: LSM7
Product: LSM7 homolog, U6 small nuclear RNA and mRNA degradation associated
Exons: 4
Coding region: 108-437 (109 amino acids)
Biological process (GO): nuclear-transcribed mRNA catabolic process; mRNA splicing, via spliceosome
Cellular component (GO): U2-type prespliceosome; catalytic step 2 spliceosome; Lsm1-7-Pat1 complex
Molecular function (GO): RNA binding
Source: RefSeq, a predicted model, not a curated record